UGACAAGCUUAUGGCGGCUCUCGGCGCUCGUUGCUCGCUUGUUGGCAUUAACGUCUUUUGAAAGUGUCGUGCCGACUUCUGCAGAUGCGGUGCAGCGGCGGGCCCGCUGCUUGACCGCUCAACCAGUUGCAUGAGCGUAUUGUCUUAUCAGUCGCUGCGCGCGGCGGUCAGCAUGAUCGGAGACUGUCAGCCAGGUUGAGUUGCAGCUGUGCCUCUGUCCAGGUUGCCAGAGGCAUGUCCACGUGGGCGCGCCGUGUCCACCGGGGUGCCACCAGCCUGAGCCAGGCGGUGACCUCGUGCGGUGGUGGCCAGGCCCCGUCAUCGCGUCUGGAGCGGGUCAAGUUUGGAGUGCCCCUGGAGCAGCUCUGCAAGGACAGCAGUGACUUGCCUGCACCGCUGCUCGUGCUUAUGCUGCGGCUCAACAAGGAGGCUCCUCGUAAGAAAGACGUCUUUCGGGCACCAGGACAUCAGGGUAACGCACGCAAGCUGGCACACUCCCUGCACCAGGGUCGCCUGGUGAACCUGGACAACUUCUCGGUACACACCAUGGCAUCGGUCCUCAAGCGCUUUCUGCGUAAACUGCCUGGCGGCGUGUUUGGCGCUGAGCUGGAGGCCCAGCUGUUGGUGGCACUGGACCAGCCAGGUGGCCUUGAGGAGCGGCGUGAGCGGGUGCAGCAUCUGCUUGCCCAGCUCCCACUCCCUGCGCAGCGGCUGCUGGUGCUGCUGUUUGGCACGUUCCGCCUGGUUGCCUCGGACCUGAGCCGCACCGGAAUGACGGCCGAGGCACUGGGUGUCAGCGUGGCACCGUCAUUCUUCCGCACCUGCACGGGCAAGGUGGCACGCAUGGAAGAUGUGGCCAGAUUCCGUGCUGCCAGCCGAGCCACACGCUUCCUCAUUGACAAUUUUGGAGUGAGCAACUUGUUUGGCCGGCACAACUACGAGUAUUACGCGCGGCUGACUGGCCGCGUGCUCCGUGUUGAGGAGGACUGGAUCUUUGCCUUCCGGUACCCACCGGACUCGCUGGUGCCGCGCAAGACGUCGCUCGAGGCUGAGCGCUCCUGGCUGCAGGCUGAGGCGCAGCGCUGGGGUCUGCACCAGUCGGCACCUGCGCUCGCGGAGCUGCACGUUGAUGAGGCGGCUGCAUCAUCGUCGUGCCCCUUAGAGCGCCAGCAGGCACAGAGGCUGCGCACUCGCUCCGAGUGGUUCCUAGGUGGCAAGGAGAACGAUGGUCCGCCAAUUGUAUCUGAGCAGGACUGUACGGAACUGGACGUGCGCACAUUUCACGUCACACUCACCUACCAGCCACGGAUCUGACAAGGGCCUUCACCCUGCCACCCAGACGAAGCGGGACCCUCUGGCUGUGAUGACAUCGUCGCUUCUUUCGUCGGUGGCACUGCGAGUGGCUCUGGCAGUUGCUGUCCUGCGGGUGCGGGUAAAACCUCUUUCUAGUGCAUCCCCUGCAUGACUGCCAGUGCUGCCUCCCUGUCUACUGCUUCUGCUGAUGAUCUUUGGUGGACUGAGUGCUUCAGGCUGUUUGGUUUUUUUUUUUACUAGUGGGCUCGUUUUAACUUGCAAAAGUGCGCUACAGGUGGGAUAGAAGUGACAGGGACAAUGUACAACAAUCUUUAUUUCCAUCUUGUCUAUAGUGCACUCGUUAGUUCAGAUGUGAAUACAUGUAACUCACCUGAAUUGACGCAUUGUUGGGCUUGUCUUAAUUGAGGCCAUCUUCGUUCACGUGUGUUGCAAGGUCUGUUCUGCCGGCGGCUUUAGCAUUUGCUGUCUUGCAGGUUGUAAUACUUGAUCUUCCCAACUCUUGCAUCUCGGCAAAUGCGGUUUGUGCCGCCAGCUGAAUGCAUCAUAGAGGAUCAGAAACUCAGAAUGACCUCACAUGGCCAGCUUUUGUAAACAAACCUCGCUGGACAUUGGUCUCCCUUGCUGUUUUGGUCUCAUCAGCACAUUGCUAGUUAUAUUACGAAGGUGUCAACAUUGUUAUGUGAAGGUGUAUCCUGCUUUUCUUUCCCGUGAUUGGGAUGGAUUCAGGUGGACCAAGAGGGGGAAAUGGGAACUGGCAAUCAGCAGUCUUAAUACUAGUGGUUUAAGGCAAAAACAGUGUGAAGUGAUACCAUAAAAGAAAGACGUGUGAUCUUUGCACUGCUUUCACCCUAACCUGCAUACCUACCAAUCAGCCCACAUCAAGACAACUUUACAAGCGAGCUUGCCUUUGUUAGGCCAUGUUGGCUCUAUUUAAGAGCGUCCUUUCUCACCUACUUUCAGUUCAUUGUGUGAAGUAUGUAUUCCAAAGAUACAACUCUGGUCUUCUUAUUGUUUUUUUUCUUAGAAUUGUGUUCCUUGUACAUGUCACAGUUUGUUCUCAGGCGAAAUGCUGGAAGGUUAUCGGCACGUUUUUCUUCCCCCUUUCUAAUUAUCAUUACACCUGCCAAAGUUGGCAACUUUGUCACAGCCGGAAGCCGUUUGCCUCGUCUCAUUUGGGUGGUGGAGUUGUGUGGUUGUGGUGUAAAAGAACUGCAUUUAUGGCAGACUUGACUGUUGAUACCUCGGUUGUGAAAAUUGUUGUGCAUUAAUUUAUUUCCCCAAUGUUGUUCAUUUUCCACCGUCGAUGUUCAUUUAUUGUGGAGAAUCCUAGUAAGUACACUUAGCAGGUAUGUUUUACAAAUCCCCAUGUCUUUUGCAUUUGUCGGCGUUUAGUUUGCAUGCAUGAUGAAACAUGCACAGCCAUUUUUUGAAUAUCUUGAGGAUGCAUUGUUUUCUUUUGCAUCCUUAAUAAAGUUUAUACACAAAGAA
Messenger RNA from Dermacentor andersoni, 2802 nucleotides. It is a transcript of the gene RhoGAP71E, whose product is annotated as Rho GTPase activating protein at 71E. The record is from RefSeq and is a predicted model, not a curated record. Lineage: Eukaryota; Metazoa; Arthropoda; Arachnida; Ixodida; Ixodidae. Gene Ontology annotation, biological process: signal transduction. Gene Ontology annotation, molecular function: GTPase activator activity.